Molecule: messenger RNA, 90 nt
Organism: Staurois parvus
Lineage: Eukaryota; Metazoa; Chordata; Amphibia; Anura; Ranidae
Source: the annotation of a GenBank genome assembly
AUGCAAUUUUGCGUCUGCAACGCAAUCCCACCUAACACGACACAAGCGAGUCCACACUGGAGAAAAGCCUUACAUGUGUCCUUGGUGUGA